AUGGAACAACACUCGGAAUCCAUCGCUCACAAGCACUUCCGUCGCCUGGCCUCCUUCUCCACAGCUGCCCAACUCAACAUGGACUACAACUCUAAUCUACCGCCUUGGGCUACACUUAACUCCACAGUAGCCUCCAUUACCGGAACCGUUUCGAUUCCUGUGCUCAACUCAUCCACGGUCACUGCAACAGUGUUCAGCAGUUCCCUGGUUGCUUCAUUCCCUUGGAACAAUGCGACCUUCUCCCAUCCGCUAACUGGUACCUUGACCGUGUCUCUCAUCACCGUAAACACCACUGUAAGGCCGCCAUCGAGUACCAACAGCACGGUUCUGCCGACAACUGAAAUCGGUACUUCGUCCCUGACGUCCACCGGACCUCCCCUGACCCUGGUGCCACCCUUACCUACUGGUAAUUCGACCCUGAUAUCUGGUCCUACAUGGGUCAGAACUUCAAGUAUACUCCUCUCCACUGGUGUCACGACAGUUAGCACUGAUAUGACCGUCACAUCAACCGACUCGCCUCCUUUACCAACCGCGAACUCGACGUCGUCUCUUGUAGCAACACGCCCUGCGACUGUCACCGUUUCCGGUAGCGUCAUCACCCUGAUCUCGACACUGACAGGUGUGCCCGCCACGUUGACUGGCAGCGUCACUGGUACGCCUAUUUCGCCGACGUUACCGCCCUACCCAACUACGAACUCCACCGUGUUAUCUGGUCCAACAGCAGGUGGCACCGAGCAGCGUCGCCGAGAUCGUGACAAGUGUGUCCUCUUCGGGCAUCUCGGGGUCGGCGUCGAGCUCUCCCUUCUCAUCGCCUCCUUUCCUCAAUUCGACCCCCAUCUCCGGCGCAGUGUCGACAACUCAUCUAACCUGGAGCAUAUCAGGAACCGCAUUUUCUUCUUUGUCUAUACUGCCUGUACCUACGCCUCCACCUUCGAACUCAUCUGUGGCUGCUCAGCCCUCUUCUGUUACCACACUAUUGUCCACUUCCUUGAGAACUUCUAUUUCUACGGCCAUAUUUUCCUCAUCCAGCAACAGUUCGCGCACAUCGCCAUUUGCGUCGAUCACCUCACCAACGGCACUGUCACUCAAGUUGUCACUCGAAGUGUUCUUGUCACCACUGCCACCGCAAGCGCCAAUCCCACAGUGGCUUACCCCCCAUUGUCUACAAACACUACAGUUGCAUUGUCCAGAACUUUGUGCACAUCAAAGUGGCAGAACCUCACUUCGACUACCUCGGCAGCUGGGUUCAAAAGCACGUGGACCUCUCUGGUCUUAACCAACCGAACAUCUUCCUCUCUUGACCGUGCCACCACUUUCAUCACAUCGACGACGACGCGGUCGGGUGACCCUGGCGGAGGGGACGACGGGUUUCCGUCCGAGAGCACCUUUGUCUUCGGCACGCCCACCACCACCAUCACCGACGCCCCGCUGCCUUCCAACACGGCCUACCCCUGGGGAGGCCUUGGCCCAAUCUUCCGCCCGCACGAGAAGGCUGAGCCAAAGACAGGAGGCGCGUAUCUCCCGAAGCUCAAAGACGGGAAGGCCCAUGCAGCCUAA
Molecule: messenger RNA, 1557 nt
Organism: Colletotrichum graminicola M1.001
Lineage: Eukaryota; Fungi; Ascomycota; Sordariomycetes; Glomerellales; Glomerellaceae
Exons: 6
Coding region: 1-1557 (518 amino acids)
Source: RefSeq, a predicted model, not a curated record